AUGACAACCGUAUCAACCCAUGUAACAUGUGUAAGAAAAAUAACAACAGAACGGUUCAUCCUGGAUGCCGCUAUGAUGUUAUUUGCCCCAAACAAUAUCACAAACGGCUUCUACAUAUGUUUCAACAGGAAUGCCGUCAAUAUUCUCACACCUUCUGGCAUGAUUCCUGAUGAUGACUUUGGGCAAGAGGUGCCUCCUUUAUACCUAUAUUUAAAACGUAUUCUUGAUAAAUAUCCUGAAGGCGGACAGAUAUUAAAGGAGAUAAUUCAAAAUGCCGAUGAUGCUGGUGCAACCGAAGUGAAGUUCCUCUAUGACAAUACAGAGUAUCCAACAGAUGGUCUCUGGUCUGAUAAAUUAAAAGAAUUCCAUGGUCCAGCACUGUAUGCUUACAACAAUGCUGUAUUUAAAGACAAAGAUUGGUUUAGUAUACAAAGACCUGAACAAAGUGGUAAAGCAGAUGAUCCACUGAAAGUUGGUCGAUUUGGUCUCGGCUUCAAUUCAGUGUACCAUAUCACAGAUCUACCAAGUGUCCUCAGUGGAAAAUGUCUUGGAAUAUUUGACCCCCUUGAAACAGUAUUUGCUUAUGACCAAUACAAAAACAAGAAAUAUCAAAACAAAGCUGGCAAGAAAUGGAAAUUGAAAGGAGAGUUAUUGUCCAAAGCUCAUACACCAUACAGCAACCAGUUUGAACCGUAUUUAGGAGUUUUUGGUUGUGAUGAAUCCUCGUUUUAUAAGGGAAGAUUUGAUGGCACAAUAUUCCGGUUUCCAUUACGUAAAACUGAAUCUAAACUGAGUGGAAACAUCAUUUCCAGGGAUCGCAUUAUUGGUCCUGAUGGAUGGAUUACUUCAUUUAGGAAGGAUGUUGACCUGACUUUGCUGUUUUUGAAAAACAUAGAAUCAAUAUCUGUGUAUGAGUGCAGUGGACAGAAUGCAGAAUCUACCCUAUUGUACAGUGCAUCAAUAGCACAGUCAGUAAUUGAUCGUGUACGGAUUCAGAAAUCUGAAUUUCUUGAACAGGUCAAAUCCACGAAACAAGCUGAUGCUGUCACAAUUGAUAUAGAAAUCAAAUUUGAGGAUCAGUUCAAAGAAGAAGUCAAACGUUGGGUUGUGGCUCACCAGAUACCAGGAUCAGUAUUGUCAGAAGAACUUAGGUGCCUUGCUGAUGAUGAGGAAAUUCGUUUGCUUCCUUGGGUUGGUGCAGCUAUGCAAAUAAGCAACAAUACGAGUGAAUACCAAAAUGGUGGGAGGAUAUUUUGCUUCUUACCACUACCACCAAGCCAGACUACAGGUCUCCCAGUUCACAUACAUGGAUAUUUCGGACUUGGAGAUAACAGACGAAGCAUAAAAUGGCCAGAUAUGGAAUCACAACAAGACAAAACAGCAAGGUGGAAUCAUUUGUUGACAUCAGAAGCCAUUCCUGAAGUUUAUAUGAAGUUGAUUACAGCAUUGAUGCAUGAGUAUAAACUGGAGCCAAGAUAUGUGUAUGCAGCAUGGCCAAAUCCUUGCAAAGUAACUACAAACAACUGGAAAUUGCUGCUAGAAAAGUUGCUACAAAAGCUUAUGCGCAAUAGUGUUUUCUACACUGAAGCUAACUCUGGUACAUGGGUUUGUUUGAAAAAAGCUAUUUUUAACAUCCCUCAAGAAAAUGUCUUACCAGACAUCAUACACAUGAUGUUAGCACAUGGGCAACCAAUUGUCACUCUUCCGAUGCAUAGCCUAGAGUGGUUGAAGUCAUCAAAUAUUUCUCUGAAUAAACUCACACCAGUCAUUGUCAGAAACUUUCUAAAGUCAACACCGCAUCAGAAUAUGGACAGGAGAAAUAAACUUAAUUUAUUAGAGUAUAUCCUAUCUGAUGCAAAUUACAUAGAGUUGGAUGGUCUUCAUUUACUACCAUUAGCCAAUGGAACUUUUACAUCGUUUAGUAGAGUAUAUGGUGCUAGGAAGAUUUUCAUUGCAACUACAAAUUGUCCACAAUAUUUGCUUCCUAAUAUGGACCACCGAUUUCUAGAUGAAAGUUUGCCAGAUACCCUGACAUCGAAACUGCAGUAUGCCUGCUGUCAUACACAAUUGAACGUUCUCAAUGCAGACACUGUUAUUCAGAACUUGGGAUCAGCUCUACCCACCAAUUGGACAAAGGGAACUGGAAGUACAGUAAUAUGGAGUCAGGUUGCAUCUGCCCAGUACCCUCCUUGUCAGUGGUUGUCACAGUUCUGGAUUUGGUUUGAGAGGCAGCACAAUAUUCCUCUAAGUCACCUACAUGGUUUUCCACUGGUCCCCUUAAAAAACAGAGGCUACAGCAUUGAGUUACUCAAACUUAUACCAGGUCCUAAGGCGAUAUUCAUCGGAACACUCUCUGAAGACGUAGGUAAAGUUGUCACGAGUUGUGGUGGCUUUGUAUUAAAUGACGAACUUCCAUAUCUACCAAAAUCACUCAACCAGUAUAUUGCUUCAGCUAAUGCGAAUGGUGUUAUAACAGUCCUAGAAAACCUUGGCAUUGAUACAGUAGAACAGAAACUGAAAAACAGCCCAGUUUUAGCAAGAUCUUUAUCCAAACUCUUCUCCCAGCUUGACAGACAUGCCUGUGAUGAACACAGAUCCAUUCUGAUACGACUACCAAUUUUUGAGUCGAUCUUAGAUGGUAAAUAUGUUUCAUUAAAACAGUGUUGUUUAAUAGCGCCAUACGAAUAUAAGAAAAUCCCAUGUAACAAGGUCAAGAAGAUAUUACUUGCAAAUACUGACUACAACAUUGUUCACCUAGCUAGUGUUCUUGGAGCAAAGAAGUUGGAAUUUAUUGAUUUUCUGGAAGAUUACAUCUUAAGUGAAAUAGAAAAUGGCUAUUAUUCUGACUUGGAAGUGUUACAGAUAGUGGGAUGGGUUCUUAGUCGAUCUCAGUAUGAUGAAAUUGUGAAGAAAUAUAGAUGUGUAAAGACCCGUGGUGGUCAGUUGUUAAAGCCAUGUGAAAUCAUUGAUCCAGACAACUCUUUACUGAAAGUACUACUUGGAGAACCAAGUCAACUGGUUGACAGUCAUUUCAAACUCAUUAAGCAGCUUAGAAGAGUUGGCUUUAUGGAAGAAUCAAACAUAAGUCAUGAUGUAAUAUACCACAUAGCAAAACACCUUGACUGCCAGAGACACAAGUGUACAGCAGUUACGAUGCAAAAAGCACACUGUUUGUUGAAGUAUGUGAAUAGAUUCCCAGCCAAGCUCAGCAAAAUUAUCACUUUAGCAUGGAUUCCCUGCGAUGUCAAUAGACCCAAGGGUUAUCCAAUGUUUAUCCCAUGGUUUGGUGAUGAUAUAAACAACAGCCAGCACCUAUUUACUCCUACAGAGGUUACUAUUCAUGACAAUUGUAAACUAAUUGGAGGUGUUAUGCCAAUCAUUCCUAUAAAAUAUCAGAAUGAUUCUCUUCACUCCACCAUUCAAUGGCAAAUAUUGGAUGGUAAGACAAAUUCUGAACAUGUGGAAAAGGUUGUAAAACAGAUGAUGCUCAUAGUUGACUCAACAAAUGAAAUCUCUAUUGAUAUGCAUAAGUCACUUGAAGAUAUCAUCUUUGAAAUUUACUGUUUUCUAGCCAAGUCAAAAAUACAGUGGGUAAAACACUGGGUACGUAAUAAUGGAGGCAAUACACCAAAAUGGAUCUGGCAUGGAAGCGGCUUCACAAGUGCAGAUAAUGUAGCUUUUACUUCAAACCUGCAAAUCAACCUUCAGCCUUACCUAUUUACAUUGCCGCCCAUAUUAGCUGCACAGUUUUCAAAGUUUUUCAAAGAAAUGAACAUUCCACAAGAGUUUAAUUCCAGAGUACUAAUUGAUGUCUUGCAUAAAAUUAAGAACAAGCAUUGUGAGAAUGUUUCUCCAAAUGAUGUAGAGUCUGACUUGAAACUCUCGUGCGAAAUCUUACAGCUACUAUGCAAGGGUGAUAUUCUAAAAGAAGAUAUUCAGAAGUUAAUUCUUGUUCCAGCAAAGAUGUAUGAUAAGUCAAAGUUGCAGUUGGUCGAAGUGAACAUAUGUCUCUACCGCGAUAGAGAGUUCAUUUCUGAUGAUCUGAAGGACAACUCAUUUUAUAUUGUACAUGAUGACAUACCAAAUGCAACAGCUCGUAAAUUAGGAUUGCAACCCUUGAGUAAGCAUGUGGCUCCAACUGGUAAUCUUGGGUAUGACUUGGCUGGUCCUCAUGAAAGUGUCAUCAAUGCUAUCAAGUCAAAUUUAGAAGUGUACAAAGAAGGUGUGGACAUAUUCAAAGAACUGAUUCAAAAUGCUGAUGAUGCUGGUGCUACUGACAUUAGGUUUCUUAUAGACCAGAGACAAAAUACUGAUGUGCAAUUGAAGCUCCUAGACCCUGGUAUGAAACACUGUCAUGGUCCUGCACUUUGGUCAUACAAUGAUGCCAUGUUCUCAAGUGAAGACAUACGAAACAUAUGUGAUAUAGCAGCUGCAACUAAGAAAAACAAACUAGACAAGAUAGGGCGUUUUGGUCUUGGAUUUACUUCAGUGUACCAUGUUACAGAUGUUCCAAGUGUUGUCAGUGGGUCGCAUGUCAUGAUUUUUGAUCCCAGGAUGACUCAUCUCAAAUCACGUAUUCACAACCCUUCCCAGCCUGGGAUUAGGUUGAAUCUUGAGGAAGAAUCUCAUCGACGGACACUUGGUGUGUGUAUAGACCAGUUUCAACCUUAUCAUGGUAUAUUUGGAUGCAACAUUUCUGAAGACUUUAACUAUAAUGGGACUCUUUUUCGACUUCCACUCCGAACCUGCCAUCAAGCAAGUGACCCAGAAAAUCUUAUCACAGAUAAGGUUUAUCAGGACAAACAAAAACUUCAACAAUUGAUUGUGCAACUUAGAAAUUCUGCACCAUCCCUUCUCUUGUUCACUCAAAGUGUAAAGGAAAUGAGUAUAUGGGAAUUGAAAACUGGAAGCAGAACAGGUGCAGAUGCUGUGAAAAUGCUAACAAUUAAAGUAAAUUUGAUACAGCAACUACCAAGAGAGAUACCCACACUUUCUAGAUGUCAACCAAGGAAAAGAAUCAAUCUGCUAAAAUGCCAGUCAAAUAUUCUACACGCUACUUCAGCAUGGAUGCAGAGCAGAAAUGGUAACCCACCAGAAACAACUAGUUUAAUAGAAGUAUUAUUUGAAUCUCAGUUGUCAAAAUCAAUGACGAAAAAGAAACAGAAAGAAACAUGGCUUAUUAGCUCAUGUGCUAGUGGUGGACCAGCUUUUAAGGAAGCACAAACAGAUGAUGGUAGAAAACAGGGAUUUCUUCCUUGUGGUGGAGUAGCUGCUAAGCUUACAGCCGGGGUAAAUAGACUCAAUCCAUUACCACUAGAAGGGCAACUAUACUCAUUUCUUCCAGUGACAGUCCGGACAGGUUUACCAAUUCACCUUAAUGCACCAUUCGCAUUACAGACAAACAGAAGACACAUUUGGAGCAAAUCCUCAGAUUCUGGAAGAAAUAGGGAAUUUGAGAGUGAAUGGAAUCUUUGUCUCAUGCGUGAUGUUCUACUCAAAGCUUUAAUUAAUUUGUUGACUGACAUGACUCAACUUCAAAAGAAAGGAGUGGUUGGUAGAUAUGUCUUUCAUACAUUGUGGCCUAUCAUGGAUUCCACCGAGACUGAUUUCCAUCCGUUUGUCAGGGCCUUCUAUGAGCAUGUGACUAGGAGUCAGGACAUAAAUAUUAUCUACAACGACUCAAAAUGGGUUGGAUUGCAUGACUGUUUAUUCCUUGGAAAAGACUUGCAAAAAGAAUCAAAAAUUGUUGAAAGUGCAACAAUUCUUCUGAAUGAAUAUUGCAAACCAAGGAGAGUUGUUCUGCUAAAUAAAGACAUUGAAAAUUCCAUCCGAGGCACUCAACUUGUCAACCAGGAAAAUGUUUACAACAUCUACCGUUUCUACAAUGAUAUAUUUUUCAGACAUACAGAAGACAUUAAUCAGGAUAUAUCAAAAACACUGCUGCUGUACUUGUUGGACAUUCGCAUUGGAUCCCAGAAGAAUGUUAGUUUUGAUGGAAUCUUGAAGACGACACCAUGUUUUCCAGUCUCCCCUGAUGGUAACUCUAUUGAUGUACCACAUAAUCUUGUGCAUCCCAAAUCAUUAGUUGGCAAACUGUUUGAUGAUUCAGACGGCAGAUUUCCAUAUGGUGAUGCGUUUCUAUCCAAAGAAAGAUUGCUCUCUCUCACCGACCUUGGAAUGGCUACAGAAGAGCUAUCAUGGGAGGAUAUAUGUGGUAGAGCAGAAUCUGUUAUGGAUGUCUUUCACACUAGGGGUUUUAACGCUGCAGUUUCUCGCACAAAAAUUAUAUUUAAAGUCAUGAGUAACUUGAUGAAAUCUGGUAAAGAGCCAACUUUAAAUGAGCAGCACAGAUUGUCCAAAACAACUUUCCUCCCAGUGCUGAAAAAACCAUCUGAUUAUCCUUGUGACUGGAUGGGAGAAGAGAAGCUUUCAGAUGGGAGUAACAUGUAUGGGAAGAAAUGUAUGGACUACAUUGGCUCUGUUGCAAACAUAUUUGAUGAAUGUCGUAUAGACAGUGCUGAUUUAACUCAGAAAAUAACGGAAAUCCUAGGUGUGAAAAGCCAUGUCAAUGUUGAUGAUGUUCUCUUGCAGUUGCGGCAAGUAUCAAAGUUUCCAAAAUCCAGAAACACCAUGAAAAUGUGUUUCAAUAUAUAUCAAUACUUACAAACAGUAUUAUGUAAAGAGGUUACAACUGAGAGUGGUGAUACUUUAGUACGAAUUUCUACUGGUUAUGAAGAUCAAGUGGAGGAACUUAGAAGCAUGAACGCUUUUUAUGUUGAUGAAGCCUUUGUUGGUGCAGGUCAGUUAGCAUUUAAGUGGACCGACAUAUCAUCACCUUACCUAUACAAGAUCCCCAGAGACCUUGUGAAGUGUAGAAAACUUCUACAAGUGUGUGGAGUAAGAGAAUCAUUUAACAUUGAUGACUUUUUAGAUGUACUAAAGCAGCUGAAAGAAAAGAAUAGAGAUGAUCCACUUGAUAAACAUGGAUUACGACUUGUUUUGCUAAUGUUGAGCAAACUUGGCUCUUUGGAAUGCAAUUUGAAGACUUGUGAUAUAUAUGCUCCUGACACGAAUCAUUAUUUAAGAGACGUUAAGGAUUUGACAUAUGAUGAUGCUCCAUGGUUAACUAACAAAACUCAGUUUAUUUAUGCACAUCAUGACAUUACCUUGAAACAAGCUGAUAGACUGGGUAUUGAUGGUGCUAAGAAAAAGAAAUCCAAUGAGUUUUCCUCACCACUUGAAUAUACAGAAGAUUUUGGUCAGAAAGAAGAUCUCACAGAUCGGUUGAAAGAUAUUUUAAAGGCAUAUCCUGGUGGUUUCGAAAUAUUUAAAGAACUUCUCCAGAAUGCAGAUGAUGCCAUGGCAACAGAGCUGCACAUAAUAUAUGAUCCAAGAUCACAUCCAACUGGUAAAAUUGUUAGUGACUUGUGGAAACCUAUUCAGGAAAGUCCUGCAAUUUGUGUAUUUAAUGACCGAGUAUUUAGUGCUGGUGAUAUUGAGGGAAUUCAACAAGUUGGAAUUGGUGGCAAGUCAGCAGAUGGAUAUACCACUGGACAGUAUGGAAUUGGUUUCAAUUCCGUUUAUCACCUGACUGACUGUCCUUCAUUUCUGUCUGAUGAUGAACUACUAGGUGUGUUUGACCCACAGCUUAGAUAUGUGGAAGGUGCUUCUCAGCAGUCUCCAGGUAUAUUGUACAGGCCUAUUGUGAAGCUGAAGGAACACUUUGAAGAUAUGGUCAGUGGAUUUCUUGGUGACCAUUUUACACUUAAAGGCGGAACCAUGUUUCGUUUUCCCCUCAGACAAGAAGUCUCACAAAUAUCACACAAAAUAUAUACAGAUGAAUAUAUCCGGCAUCUAUUGUUGCAAUUUAAACGACAUGCAUGUGACUGUCUUUUAUUUCUCAACAAUGUAACAACUAUAACCGUGUCCGAAAUUCUGAGAACAGGUGAGCUGAAACAACUUUACAAAGCAGAAGCAAAAAUGUCAGAUGAAGACAAGUUGAAUCGCAGCAAAAUUGUUUCUCAAUUAUCAGAUUAUAAAAAGACACAUGUUGCUGAUAUUCCACUGAUGUCUGUUAACUACAAUUUGCAUAUUUGCGAUUCUAAAGAAAGAAAUGAAAAGUGGCUUCUAGUACAACAGUUGGGAUUUUGCUCUCCUCCUGAAAUGCAGUUAGUUGGUGAAGAACUUGGUAAGCUACUUCCUCGAGUUGGUGUGGCUGCUUUAGUGGAAAAUAACAAAAGAAUGGCAAAGAAAGAUGAUUCAUAUUCACACCUGACAAAUGCAACUCGUAUACAUGAUGAUAGUAAGAAGAAAUCAUUCAGUGCCUAUUGUUUUCUGCCGUUGCCAAUAGAAACUAAUCUUCCUGUACAUGUUAAUGGUCACUUCGCACUUGACAGAGCUCGCCGCUACUUGUGGAACGAUGCAAAUGUUAAUCAAAGUAUCAGAAGUGACUGGAAUCAAAGCCUGAUUGAAAAGGCACUUGCUCCAGCUUAUGCUAAUCUAAUAGAAAUAGCUGGUCAAAGAUAUAUCAAAUACACACAUGCUGGCAGUCCUAAUGAAAACAGACUAAAAUGGUAUCAUGAACUGUUCCCAGUGUAUACACCAGAAUUAAAAUGUAAAGCUACUACAGCAAGUUUCAGAAUUAGUCCAUGGAGAUUCCUUGCUGCCAAGACACUACAGUUCAUAGCCGCCAAAGCACUGCCAGUCCUGCCUGUAAUAAGAGAAACAGGUGAUGGCGUGGAUGGUCAUGGUGACAGUGAUGGUGGCAAUGGAAUUGGAUAUCAACUCACAUGGCAUGAGCCAGUCAAUGAAGAUGACCAGGUAUAUUUUGAUUCUUUGCCUUAUACUACAGAAGGCUCAGAUACAAGAGCAUUUCUUCGUAAAACUGGUUUUAACCUCACAGCUUCAACAAUGAAGAUAUUCUACUCAUUCAUAAAUGCCAGUGUUGAUGUUGAACAAGUUAAUACAGACGCUGUAAUCCGAUUUAUGCACUCUGAUAAAUGUAAGAAUCAGAUUGGCAGUUUACCAUGCAGAUUGGAGGAAUCGGCAUUCAUUGAAUUGAGCAAGUUCAAGAACAUAUUAUCGUAUAUUCUUAGUGGACUGAACCAUCCAAAUGACUUGAAUGGUUUACCCUUGCUUCUUUUUGAAGAUAGUACUAUUGGUGUGUUCAAUCAACAUACCCCACCUUUUUUAUCUUCCUUUACCGAGCUGCUGCCUACCCUAAAUAAAAUGUUUAUUGCAAGAGGUGUAUUGCCAAUGCUAAAGAAAUUUCAAAUAGAUAAGAUAAAUAAUCUUCCAACAGCCAUAUGGAAUAAGUUCACAUCACAAGACCUUGCUAAAUUUGUUCAUACUCAGCUACCAUCAAAUUGGUAUGAUGCCAAUCAGAAUGUUGAUUUUAAUUCAAGACCAGAACUUCUCCGGUGGCUGAAAUUACUGUGGUGUUAUCUCUCGUCUAGGGACGACUCCAAUGUACUGGAACCAAUCAACAAAUGGCCAAUUAUUCCAACUACGAAAAAUACAUUGGUAACACCAUCACAGGGGAAAAAUGUUCUAAAUCUGUCAAUGCAUCAAGACAUGGUCGGAUUGCAGUGGAAGGUGGUGACAUUUAUGAGAAAGGUUGGUUGCGCUGAGGUGAAGCUUAGCCUAAUGACUGAAACAUUCGAUUCUACAAAUGCAGAAAGGGUACAUGUACUACUGAAGCCAUAUGUAACAUCUCUUGGUCAGUAUAAAGAUGUUCUGUCAUUGUUUGAGACUAUGAUGAACCUGGACCUGAUUACGUUUCAUGAUAUUUCCAUAGAGGAAGCUAGCCUGAUGUUGCAAUAUUUUCAAGAAGAAGUUAUGAGGUAUGAUGAGAACAGCAUUUUUACAUUGAAGAAACUGCCAUUUUAUGAGAAUUAUUGUAGGGAGUUAACUAGUUUGCAUGAAUACCAACAUUGCCACUUUUUAGUAGAUCACAUUCCUGAAUUUGAGCAAGACACCUGGACACUUCACUGUAGCUGUGUGUUUCUUACCAAGCAUCAUCAUCUGCAGUUACUUCUGCAAACCCUUGGUGUGACAGACAUAACAUCAUUUGAGGUAUACACGAAGUACAUCCUUCCAAACUUCAACAUUAUGUCCGAAAAAGCCAGACUGCUACAUCUGGAAUAUAUGAGAGAUAAUAUGUACAGAUUAUCAGGAUCUGAGUCAGUUAGGAAACAUCUAUUGAUGGCACUCUCUCAAAUUAAAUUUAUUCGAGCAGUGAAUGGCAAGAUGGAGAAGGCAGAUUAUUUCUUUGAUGGUAGUAAUGAAUUGUUCAGGUUAAUGGAAGAUAAGAAGCGCAUUCUCCCUGCUCCAUUCUCGGAUUACAUCUGGAAAACAUUUCUCAAAGACCUUGGUUUGAAUAUUGAAGUCACUCCUGAUAUUUUUCUACGGUAUGCUAAUGAAGUUGCGUCCAAAGCAGUUGGUCAAAGAAGUUGUCACAUGAAGGAAAUGAUACACAUAUCAAAAAUGCUAGCAGCUGAACUUAAAUCAAAUGAUAGUCUUCAUAUUCGCUCAUUUCUAAGAGAAGUAUCUGCAAUUAAAUUUAUUCCUUCAGCCAAGGUUCCUUCUGAGCUGCUUAACAUACACCCAGCCUUUUCCGAGACAACAUUUAUUUGUCUCUCUGGGCAUUUUUCAGUUGAUCAUAUGAAGUUGAGCUGGUCCACGUCCCUAAUGCUGCCAUCAUGGGCAAUACCUUCCAAAAUUAGAAAUCAUGCUAGUACACAAAUUAAACUGUGGGAGAGCCUCGGAAUUUUAGAAGAGCCAUCGCUAGAUACAGUCAUAAACCAUUGCCAGAAUGUAUGUAAUCUAAUAGCUAAGAAGAAUUCACCAGAGAAACAAGACCCACUUUCAUCUGUCCGUGGAUUAUUGUCCCAAGUACUGAUAGAUAUGUAUGAUGUUUUUAAGCAGAAUAAAGACAGGACAUCACUGAAGGAAAGGUUAUGCAAUACACCAAUUGUUCUUGUUGACAGCAAUAAGGUUCUUGUUCGAGGCAACCAACUUGCCUAUAAAUUUGAUGGUUUACAAGAUGAUGAGCUCCAACCUUACAUGUACACACCACCACGUGCAUUGGGCUCUUAUGAGACAUUACUGAAAUGUAUAGGAGCUGAGGAAAAGGCAACAUUCCGUCAGUAUGCUAAUGUGUUAUCAACAAUUCAUUAUAACAGUAGUGGUGGUCAUUUGACACCAAACGAGAGAGUUAAAGCGAAAAAAGCUACAAAAGGUUUAUUUUACUACAUGACAGAGCACAAACAGAGUGAAUAUGGUGUAUCUGAGAUCUACCUCCCUAGUAUGACAGGGAGAGUAUCAUUGUCUACAAACCUUUUCUAUGGUGAUACUACAAUUCUUCCCCGUAUACAAUCUAAAAGAUAUGAAUUUGUUGUACCCCUGAGUGAAUGUGAAUGUCAUGAAGAUAUUAAAAUUGAUCUUUUACCUGAAAAUCUCCGGCCAAAGAACAUUGGGAAGACUGUUCUUGAAAAGAAAGAUCCACAGUCUGAAGUUUGCCUUGCCGGUGAAAGUUGCCAAUUUGAGCAGCAUUUUCAGAAGAUACUCACAAGUGUUGAAUUUGCUGAUUGUGUCCACCGUGUGGUAUGUCACCAACAAGGCACAAUGAAAUCAAAUGAAAUUGGUGGUAUGUUAAAAGGAGUAACAGUACGCUGUAUGAAAACUUUUAGAACAAAGUUAUUCAACCCUACAUGUGAUGAGUUUAUAGAAAGAAGUGAGACAACCGAAGCAGCCUUUUUAGACGAAAAACAGAUUGUUUACAUUACCCAUGGUGACUUGCCAGGUGAUAAUGUUUUCUUGAGCAGAAUAAGCCAUAUUGUGAAUAGAUUAACAGGGUACCAGAUGAAAGACUGUGUACAAGUACUCAUUCUACUGUCAUACAGCAUUGAGCAGUUUCAUGAUAUCCUGACGAAUACAUUCAAAAUUCCGGAGUUGAAUGCAGCUACGAAAGCUCUAAGACGUGAUACCCAUGCUCCUGGUAACACUGUUCCAUUUGAUAUUCACCAUCUUCUUGACCAUAGCCUUUUCAACACUUUCAAAAAAAAUGAAAUUGUAGCCUUGAUGAGGUGUACUACUAGCAGUGCAGAUCAUAGUGAAACAUGUGAAUACUUUUUCGCCAAGAUUAUAGAAGUGGCAGAUGGGACUGGUCUUUCAAUGAGAUAUAAAGUAAAUAGUGGUGCUGGUGAGUAUGAGAUUGUGAGCGUAAAUGACCUGUACAAAUUCUUACGUCCUGAAAGUCAACCAGCACAUGAGAUAAUGAUGCACCCUAGUCCAACAGAUGAUGUUCCAGUUUCACCAUUAAUUGAUGUUUCAUUAAAAGAAGCAAUUGAUCAGAUUAAGAAAACAUUGCAGGAAGCAUUUAAACUGCCAAAAGAAGAACGUGACAAGAUUCUGCAUUCCAGUUUUUAUUAA
Molecule: messenger RNA, 12432 nt
Organism: Saccoglossus kowalevskii
Lineage: Eukaryota; Metazoa; Hemichordata; Enteropneusta; Harrimaniidae
Product: sacsin-like
Source: RefSeq, a predicted model, not a curated record